CACUACAACUCUACCCUCCAAUCUCCGUCCAAUUUACCAUGGCAGCCACACCUGAACAAACUCACCCCCGAUUCCGAACAGCCCCCUCAGCAACCACCACCACCACCAGAGGCGGAGGACACUAAGAAAUGGGGGACCCACAUCAUGGGCACCCCAGCAGCCCCGAACGUCCACCCAGACAACCAGCAAGCCGCCCUAUGGAAAGCCGCCGACCACCAGCAAAUCCCCCACCAGCAGCCCUACGUCCAGUACUCUCCGAUCGACAAACCCACCAACAACCCCUUUGAGCCGGUUAUCCAAGCGUUCAAUUCCUGGAGCGCUAAGGCGGAGACCAUGGCCAGGAACAUCUGGUACAACCUCAAAACGGGGCCCUCUGUUCCUGAAGCGGCGUGGGGGAAGGUGAACUUGACGGCGAAAGCCUUAUCCGAAGGCGGAUUCGAGUCGCUGUUUAAGCAGAUUUUCGCGACUGACCCGAACGAGAAGUUGAAGAAGACGUUUGCCUGUUAUCUUUCGACGUCGACGGGGCCGGUUGCCGGGACUCAGUAUCUGUCGACUGCUAGACUGGCUUUUUGCAGCGAUCGUCCUCUGACUUUUACUGCUCCGUCUGGACAAGCAACUUGGAGUUACUACAAGGUGACUAUACCUUUGGGAAAUAUAAGCACCGUGAACCCUGUGGUGAUGAAAGAGAAUCCGCCGGAGAAGUACAUUCAGAUCGUCACCACAGAUGGCCAUGAAUUCUGGUUUAUGGGUUUUGUUAGUUUCGACAAGGCAUCCCAUCACAUCUUCGAAUCUGUAGCAGAUUUCAGAGCUGCUGGGAAUGCGGUGCAGCAAGUGCAGCCGGUUCCUGGCUAGAACAACUAGAAGGAAGAUUUCACGUUUUGGAUGCUUAAGAUCGUCAUCUUCCUUUCCAGAUUUUGUUUACGUAGUUUAGCUUUGAUUUGUUUCUUUGUAUGUUUAGUAGAUGGUUCAUUUUCGUCUGUACCUCAUGUAUUAUAUAUGUUUAUAGCGUUUGUUUAGUGAAAUAGUAAAAUUACGUGACGGUAUUGCGAGUGUU
Molecule: messenger RNA, 1054 nt
Organism: Pyrus x bretschneideri (Chinese white pear)
Lineage: Eukaryota; Viridiplantae; Streptophyta; Magnoliopsida; Rosales; Rosaceae
Product: GEM-like protein 5
Exons: 2
Source: RefSeq, a predicted model, not a curated record